UGACAAUGUGUUGUCCAAAUGAAUUAAACGUUCGUGGCUGAACAGCAAAUAAAAUUUCCAAUCGUGGGCUGAAAAGGUCAAGGUUCAAAACUACACCCAGAUGUAGAAGACAGAGGAAGCCGGAGUAACAAAAAACUUGAUUUAAUUACAAACAAAAGGGCUGCUGACCAGGAUACAAACCGAGAUCCUAAACUUGACCAAGACAAGUUUCUCUCGUCUCUCAUUUCUAGGCUGCUGCGCGGAGCCGAACAUCAUCACAAUGGUCCUCCUGAUCUUCGUCCUUACUCUCAUUGCAGGUGCAUGUCCACUAAUGGUUAAGGAGAAAUAUGUGAAAGCAGGUGACAUGCUGGUGCUGUACUGCGGUGAGAAACAAUGUAAGAACGGUGAUUCAGUAACAGUCUGGAAGAAGGACACGGACCAGGAGACGUUUCUGUUCAACACGUCUGCAGCUGAGCAGAAGCACAUGGGCAUCCUAGUUUUUGGAAACUGCUUCAUGGUUCUCAACGCAUCUGCAAACCAUCAGGGGAAUUACUCGUGUGAUUCUCGCAGACUUGGCAGGAAGACCAGCAAGCAUAUGGAGUUCAUGGUGACCGUGUACACAGCCCAGUCGAAACAGUAUGAAGAGAGGAACCAGUACCCGAUAACAUGUUACAAGCAGCAUUCCUGCACAUUAGACUGUCCUCAUGACCUUGCUGAAGAUGCCCCCAAUAUCAUAAAAAGACCCAUCAUGUGGCACAAGGAUGGUAAGACAUCUCCGUCUUACUUCCCAAGUGUUGAAGAUAAAGAUAGUGGUGUGUACACCUGCAAAAGGUCUUACUUGUACUCUGGUCAAAUGUACAAUAUGACCUUUGCUGUGCCCCUCACUGUGAAACAGGAAACUGUUCGGAAAUGUUCAAAAAUCACUUCGCCACAAGAUGGUCAAGUUUAUCCCGUAGAACUGGGCUCCAUAGUAGAGAUUCACUGUGAAGCCAUCACCAGUUCCUGUGAUGUUCUACUGUUCUGGCUGAGUAAUGCAUCAUUUGUGGAUGACGAUAAUCAGUCUCGAGUUUUCUACCGGGAAUCUUGCAACACCGAUACUAAAAGGAUGACAGCAUCUUUAGUCAUCAGAGAUGUGUCGGAGGAGGAUCUGUCCAAGAGAUAUGAAUGUAAGCUUCAAUGUGACAGCCAACCAUCACAGUGGACUACCAUCACACUCACCCAGAAAGUUUACCCUUCACACAGUUGGAUGGCUGGAUGUGCAGUUAUCCUCAUAGUGGUGAUGGUUGUGGCAGUAGUUAUCUGUCUGCAGUUUAAAGUUGACAUCAUCCUUUUCCUAAGAAACACUCUUGGCUGGCGACGCAGCACCUCAGGUCAGAAUCAUAUUUUUGACAAACAAGAGAUGGGCUAACUCCAAAUCUCAGCUACAGUCCACCUGAAACCAGUGUAUAGUUGUACGCAGCUCCAACCCAGUGUCAUAGAUAAAAGGGGUAUAUGAUGAGGAUAAAACCAAAAAAAAAUAUCUGUGCAUUCUGACAGCUUAAAGGACACAUGACAAACCAUAACAUCUUCACUCUUUACUAUUGCAUUAUACUUCAUUUAUAUUGGCAAGAGCAAUGCUUUGCAGUGAGCUGAAGCCGCAAGGUAGCAGUGACAGGAUGUGUGACCGUGUGUUUAGAUCAGACGUGGGGAACCUGUCCUGCAUGUUGAUGUUUCACUGCUUCAAAACACUGUGA
Cololabis saira (Pacific saury) is the source of this 1712-nucleotide messenger RNA. RefSeq names its product interleukin-1 receptor type 2-like. The record is from RefSeq and is a predicted model, not a curated record. The transcript is spliced from 8 exons. Bases 260 to 1387 code for a protein of 375 amino acids. Lineage: Eukaryota; Metazoa; Chordata; Actinopteri; Beloniformes; Belonidae. Gene Ontology annotation, molecular function: interleukin-1 receptor activity.